UUAAUUUUUUCUUCUUCUUUUUUUUUACCAGUCCAGAAAGCGCCGUUUCCCGUCCAUAUCUCUAAUAGUCCUCAAACUAUUUGACAAAAAAAAUCAAGAAAGAAAGAAAGAAAAUCAACAAAACAUGACGUCUAAUUCCAACGUGUCCAACAUGCGUCGACUUGUUGAACAACUGAAACUCGAAGCCAGUUUGGAACGGAUUAAGGUGUCUCAGGCAGCGGCAGAGCUCCAGCAGUACUGCCAUCAGAAUGCGGCUAAAGAUGCUCUGCUGGUCGGGGUUCCGGCAGGCUCCAACCCCUUCAGAGAACCACGAUCCUGUAACCUGUUCUAAGGACCUGACACAAAAAUGGCGGAGUCAUGCAGAGGAAAACUUACGUUGGAAUCCAAAAACGAUGAAAAAGUGAUCAGGCUGCAUUCAUUGAGAGAUAUAUGUUUUCUCUUGUGCCACGUGGCUUUGUUAUGUUUUUUUUUAAAUAAUAUAUAUCAUAUGAAGUAAUAAUAGGUUUGUAUAUUGGAGCUCAUUUUUUAUAUUUGUUUCUUGGAUGUUUAGUAUUUUUAGUCCCAAAGUUCUUUUAGUUUUUUUUUUUUACAAGUUUGGUAACAUUUAAUAUAAUGAUCUGAUACAGGAGUAAAAUAAAUAAUAAAUAAAAUACAGGAUAAAAUAA
Oncorhynchus nerka (sockeye salmon) is the source of this 665-nucleotide messenger RNA. It is a transcript of the gene gng10, whose product is annotated as guanine nucleotide binding protein (G protein), gamma 10. The record is from RefSeq and is a predicted model, not a curated record. Gene Ontology annotation, biological process: G protein-coupled receptor signaling pathway. The transcript has 3 exons. Gene Ontology annotation, molecular function: G-protein beta-subunit binding. Gene Ontology annotation, cellular component: heterotrimeric G-protein complex. Bases 125 to 331 code for a protein of 68 amino acids. NCBI's taxonomy places the organism in Eukaryota, Metazoa, Chordata, Actinopteri, Salmoniformes, Salmonidae.